AAAGUUUGAUUACUAACAAACGUUUGUAAAGCUUACGAUGCUAUUGAGUGCUGUUUUUCGAUGGAGGAGUGGAUGAUUUGAAAAGCCCUUUUUUGGUGUUGCUGUAAUCUAAUAAUUAUUUAAUUCCUCAAAUGGAAACGCCAAAGCCUAUUACUGGUCCCUACCGUGCCACACGACUCUGGAAUGAAGCGUUACGGAUUUUUAACAAUGGUGUACCACAGAAGAGGCACUGGAGACAGCUCAAGCAGUAUGAUAACUGUUUUACUGCCACAGAAGCUACAAAUUGGUUACAUUCUCAACUGAAAGAAAAUUCUCAUUUUGGACCCAGUGUUUCCAAAGAACAAACCCAGCAGCUUCUGUCCAAAUUUUUAAAAGCAGGUGUUUUUGAAGAUGUCCGUGGUGUUGGUUCCAAAGCUGAUCUGCGCAUGGAAACAAAUGGAUUAUAUAGAUUGACAAAUCGAUCACCAUUUCGUAAUCCUAGAACUCCUGGACGUAGAACACCAUUGGCUACACUAGCUAACCGUAAUAAUUGUACUGAAUACCACUCUUCACCAAAAUUAGCCCAAGCUAAGAAAGAUGUACCAAUGACCAACUGUGCACCACCAACCACUAAACCUCAAACUUCAACUUAUGCAAAAACUUUGGUACAAUGCCAACUAACAGCCAAACAACUUAAUCAUCAUGAAGUUGAGGAGUUAUGGAAAAACACAGCUUUAAGACAGGUUGCAAAGAUCCUUAAUCUUACAAACCUAAAUGGAUUUCUUGACCCAAACGAGAUCAAAGGAAAAUGGGUUUUAUGGAAUGUAUCCCAUGUUGGACUAAGGGGUGUUGUUCAACCAAUGGAGGAUUCAGACUCUCCUCCUUCAUGGGUGUUGUAUGGCAUGAAGUCCUUAGUAAAUUGGCCUUCAAAUGAGAAUCAUAAGCUGCCUGAAUAUCAAGGUUCAGAAAAGGAUGUUUUCAAAGUCAUUUGCGACUACUUCACAAAUGCGUCUACUCCGCUUUCAACAUUCUACCUGUAUAAUAUCUUGGUCGAGGCUUUUAUUCGCUCCGAAGCGGCAGAUCUUACCUUUCGAAAACCAAAUGAGCCAUCAGAUGACAGGGAAGACGACGCUUUUAGCCUUCAUUCGCGUGAUUCUGCCCGAGGAUUAGUCCUAGAAAUGGCGUCACCGAUUCAUCGCAAAACUUCAACGCCUAUUGGCACUUUUUUGCCAGAGCAUCAAGACCGGCCGUUGCAUCACCAAACAUUGCCUGUCGCGAAGAGCCCGUUAGCUUGUAACCGCAAUCGAAGUCAAAGGAUGGCUAACGAUACCCAACGCAACUACCAAAUGCCAAGCGUUCGAAAAUGCAUGGAUGAUUUCAUAGCGAUGAAUCGCGAAACCGGUGGAGGAAGGAAUAUGUUUGUUAGGCAUGUUACUUCUGUUAGCCGGCGACUUCAUCGGGUUCCUUCUAACGCAUGUUACGAAACAGCAUUCACGACCGCCGAACCUAUGACUAGGAUCGUUACGUCUGCAGGUCGCACAUCUAUUUCUCGUGUAAACGAAUCGCCUGAUCAAAUUUGCAAUGGAGACCGGGGUGGAACUUUAAAUUCAUAUGAAUAUCGCCGCCAGCAUCACAGCGAAAAUCCGAGCAUGUAUCAUAGCCUUGAUCGUCUUCGCAGUAAAUCUGGUGGCUAUGUCAAUGUGGCUGCAUUCGGCUCACUCGACCGUCUGGAUCGGUCAAACUCCGACAGAUUUUCUGGAAUUGAAAACGAUUCAUGGAUGGCAUGUAAUGCAACUGUCAUGCACAGUCGAAGCGUCUCCAGUCUUAGCUGUCACCAAACAAUGGCAACGGGGUUGAGUCCAUCCUUCUCCGAUACGUCUAUCGGAACGACGACCACGCAUCACAACUACGAGAACCUCUAUCACGUUUCAGAAGAACAAGACAAAUCGCAUGGAUUAUCUGGACAACUUCGCAUUUACCGUAAUUCGCCAAGCAAACGACUCAUUGGUCGCCGGAAAGGUCUUGAAUUCUACUAUGGUGCAAAAGCUUGCAAACCCGGACUGGUGACGGCUGGUGGGAAAGCUAUGGCGAUUGAGCUGCUUCAGUUACUUACGUUACUGUUGCCGCCAGAUCGGCGGCGAAAACUUCACCUGCUUCUUCGUUUUAUGGCGAAAGUAUCGGCAAAUCAAAAACUAGUACUUGACCCAGAAAUCCAAAUGAAAACUUUGAUGGUGAACACGUUUUAUCGCUGUAUUAUCUGCUCGAGUGAAGAAGCUGAUUACGAUGAACUUUUAGCCGUGCGACUUGUAAGUUUCUUAAUGGAAAAUUCUGAAGCCAUAAUGACGGUGCCAUAUAAGCUAUGUUCCCAAGUCCGUGACCUAUUGGGCGACAUUCAACGCGAGAAAAUCCGUUUUCAACUUGACGAUGUCGUACCCCUGACGUACUGUGUUCAGGUUUCGCCGCAACGUUUCGAGGAACAACGGAGAGACGAAUCGAAAAAAGAAAUUUAUCAACUUUUGGAGCACAUUGUAAAUAAUCAAAAUAUGCCGCUUAAGGAAAAACGCAAGAGACUGAAGCAGUUUCAAGUUGCGUAUCCGGAGAUUUACGCAAGCAAGUUCCCUACGGAAGCGGAUGUGCUCAAGCUAGAACGACCUCAAUCGAAUGGAAAGCGGCCAAGCAACCCAUCUAGAGUGCUGUCCCGCAUCCGUAAUCUACGUCUUAAUUGAUUCUAAAAAUAUUAUGACAAUACUCAAUAGGAACUCUUAGUUUUUUUAACUAACUUCUUAUGCUGUAUAACGUGUAUUUCGGUGUCAGAAACUGAACAGCGGGCUGUUGCACCAGCUGUUUAAACCAAUCAGCGAUUUACUUGAAGUCUUUUACUACUCUGAAAUUAAAAAAAAAUGUGCCAUAUUAAGGGUGGGGCAUUACUCGAAAACGUAAAGGAAAUAACAUUUCUAGUUUUGACGGAAUACUGAAAUAAAUU
This is a messenger RNA of Daphnia carinata, 2962 nucleotides long. Its product is annotated as DEP domain-containing protein 1B-like. NCBI's taxonomy places the organism in Eukaryota, Metazoa, Arthropoda, Branchiopoda, Diplostraca, Daphniidae. Bases 132 to 2705 code for a protein of 857 amino acids. Gene Ontology annotation, biological process: intracellular signal transduction. The record is from RefSeq and is a predicted model, not a curated record. The transcript has 11 exons.